CUUCUCCGCCUCCGUCCGCGCGCGUCUCCCUCCGCUGACCCCGCGGACCUCGCUCCUCCCGCCGCCGCUCCCGAGGCCGCGUCUCUCCUCCACCCCCUCGCCAGCUCGCACCCGCCGGGUCCCCUUGGACCCCCCCCCCGCAGGGUCCUGUCGGCUCCCCUAAGAGAAGGGAAGAGGAGGAGGAGAGGGGGGGUUCCUCUACCCGAGGUUCCCCUAGCGGUCCCCUCUCUCUCUCUCUCGCCACCCCUCCCUCGCGCGCUCUCGUAGCCCGGCUCUGUGUGAGCGAGACGCUCGGCCGUUGUGUGGCCGCCGUACACGAGGAGAGAGGAGCGGCAGCGGCAGCAGGAGGUGGUGGUGGACGUGGAGGGAGAGAGGACGAGGCGGAGGUGAAGAAGAUCAAAGAGGCCGGUGUUUGACGAGGAUAUCGCGAGACGACGAGGAGGAGGAGGAGGAAGGAGGUUGGUGGUGACGGUGACGGAGGAGGAGAAAGGGGAGAGAGGAGGAGGAGCGCAAGGCAAGAGGCGGAGGAGUAGAGAAGACGAGGUGCUGGGGAGAGGAAGGCGACGAGGACGGAGAGGAGGAGGAGGAGGAGCGUCAUUCCGGCCGGAGUUUUGACGAGAAAAUGGAGGCGGCCGAGGGAGGAGGAGGAGAACGAGCGGCAGCAGCAGCAGCAGGAGGAGCAGGAGGAGGAGCCGCCGCCGCCGCCACUGCCGGGCGGGCCGCACGCUCCCCGCGCCGCUGAAUGGAGCCCGCGUCCACAAAGCGGCCUUAGCAAGGGCACGGGGUCCCCGCCACGCACUCCCUCCCGUCGUCGUCGUCAGCAGUAUCAGCAGCAGCAGAUUGAGCAGGAUCGGCGGCUUCAGCGUCGUCUUCACCAGAAUCAUCAGCAGCGGGGGCACAGAGCCGCUGUGCUGCUGGUGACAGUGUAAGGCGUUUGUUUAUAUCUUGGCGUUAUUCUUGUUGUUGUUAUUUGUCGGUUUUGUUUUGAGGAUUGCGAAUCUUGCCUCUGGAUCCGAGCUGGAUUUGUUUUAAUGUUCACUGCAAGUACUCUCAUCAUCAUUAACAUCAUCAUCGACAUCAUCACUCUCGCUAACAAAGAGGUAGAUAGAUAGGGGGGAAGGCCGUGGCAUGGUGAGGACGACGACGAUGAUGGUGGUGAUGGUGCUCAUGAUGAAGAUGAUGGCGUGGAGGAGCCGCGGUCGGUCCCACAGCUGAGCAUCGGCGUCAGCAGUUGGAACCUUCGCACCCUCCGUUUGGGGGGCACUUUGUAUCAGUCUGCCCCCCCCGCCCCCCACAAAGCUCCCACGAGGACCUUUACCUUCAACCUACGCGCGUCGUCGCCACCACCACGAACCACCACCAACCCCCCGUUCAACUCCUUCCAUUUUGCAACAACCGCGGCCAGUCGUCACAUCUGGCCAAGGCCACGCGGAUUGUGACCCGAGGGCCCCGCGACCACCAACCGACCAUGGACGGCCACAGGGCCAACGGGCCCCGUCGCAGCCGUCGGACUCGCUCCCAGAGGGACAAGCAGAGGGAGGCGGCCGGACGCGCCGGUCGGCCGGGGCUGAUCACCACCACCGGCGGCGGCCUGCAGGCCCUGGGCCGGCCCGGCGGCGUGGUGGCCGGCCUCGUGGCCGGAGGCUUGGGCCGUCACCGCGCUCCCAGCUCGGGCUCGGAGAGGGAGAACGCGGAGAACCGGCCGGGCUCGUCGAGGCCGCGGCCGCCGCGGCGCCGCCGCAGGGACUCGGUGAGCUCCCAGGACGAGGAUAUAAUCGACGGGUUCGCCAUCGCCAGCUUCACCACCCUGCAGGCACUCGAGAACGACAUGCAGCUGAAGCCGCUGGAGCGAGCCGAGCGACUCAAGGAGCGACUGGUCCGGAGGCAGCACAAGGGCGAGGGCGGCAACUGUCGCCAUGGCAACAGCGGUGGCUCGGACCGCGAGCGGGGACGCGGCCGCCACAAGCAGCCGCUCAAGAGGAAGAGAGAGGCGAACGCGCCGACGCGGUGCGUGCGCCCCAGGGCGGAAGACGGCGGCGGCGGCGGCGGAGGCGGCGACGGUGGCGGCGAGGUGAACGGCACAGGGCGGAGCAGCUCCCAGGAACGAUCUCGCGACAGCUCGCAGCAUUCCACGUCCGACAGAGGCUACAUCUGUGACAGCGACAGUGACGUGGAGGAUAAGGCAGAUUACGCGGAUUUGCUGCCGGGAUGUGCUCAGCGAGGGGUCGCUCCCCGGGCCGCGCUGGGGCUGCGCGGGGCCACGGCAAUUCAGAGGGGGAGGGGUGGCGUGGGGGUCCGGAUAGGAGGCGGGGGCGAGGGGGGGACACCCCCAGCGGAGGCGGCCCGUGCCCACACCACCUGCACGGCGUUUAAAUAAACCAGCAGCGAACCCCUUACCACAUGCUCUUUCAUCGUUAUGCAGGAGGAGCGGAUUUCAAAUUUCCCCCCGCCAGGCGCCCACGCGCGCCGUCUCUCACUCGCUCUCUCUUCCCAGCCAUUUCCCAUGCUACAUUUAUGGAUUAAUAAGCGCGGAGGUAAACGCGCCGCGGCUAUCGCCGUGGCGUGGCCCCAUCGAAAAGGCCCGUUUGAUUCGUACGCACCGGCGGCAAUUGCCCCCGCUGGCCGGCUUGGCAGAGCCGUCAGCGGCGGCAGCAGGAGCAGAUGGAGAGCUGGGGGCGCGGGGAGUGGGUGGUGGGCACCUGUGUGUAAGAGGGGGAACUACGCGUGUUCCUGUUGAGUGCUUACGCGCGUGCGUGGUGCUGGCCAACCCUGCCCCCUCUCUCGUGUACUGUGCCGGCCUUCAUAGGUGCUGCUCGCUAACAGCACUUGCCCCGAAAGUCCGUUAAAGCUAUGGGGAUGUGG
Petromyzon marinus (sea lamprey) is the source of this 2862-nucleotide messenger RNA. NCBI's taxonomy places the organism in Eukaryota, Metazoa, Chordata, Hyperoartia, Petromyzontiformes, Petromyzontidae. The record is from RefSeq and is a predicted model, not a curated record.